GCGCUGUUGUUUCUUAACCACAUUGAACCGCCGCCAUGUUGGUCCUAGGCUAGCUCCAGUUGUCCGCCGCAGUUGUUGUUGUUCCCUCCAAAGCUCCAAGCAUUACACUUCCCCGCUGCGCAUCGGCGAAAUGGUGAAUUAGCCAAAGAAAACGAAAAAAAGAAAAGAAACUAAAUGAUCCCCGUCACGGCGUAGUCGGCAGGCUUCAGGCAUCAUGCAGGAAUAUAACUUUGAUGAAUAUGACAAACCUGGAACUGAGCGUUCACGCAGGAGAAGAGGUGAAGAUGACGAUCUGGACAGUGACUUGGAAGAGGAUUUACUGGGGGAAGAUUCACCGUCGGGUAAAAGGAGCCUUUCUGAAGAUGAAGACGAGGAGCUCACCGAUGCACUUCUUCAAAGUGAUGAGGAUGAUCUUAUGAGCGGUCCGGAUGUGAGCCUCAACGCCUCAUACAGCUUGGGAACGUCCCUCGUCCAGGCCUCAGACGCCAAGCUGGGCACAGACCACAUGGAGGCAGGGGACGUGGAGCAGGGGGGUGACGAGGACUACACGGAGGACUACAGCCAGGAUGAUGUGCAUGAAAACCAAGUGGAUCAUACUGAGGAUGAAGUGCUCGACAUCCAAAUCAAUGAGCCCUUAGACGGCGACUUUCAAGACAAUGAAUACCAAACCUGCUAUAAUGAAGGAGCUGAGCAGGAAGUGCCCCCAGAGGGGGAGGAGUUGGGGGAUCAAGAUCAGCAAGCAAGAGAAGAUUCUGCAGCGGGCUCUCAGGUCUUUGACACAGAUGUGGUUGAAAACGAAGGUGUGCCUGAAGAAAAACUAAAGGAGGACUCCGACGAUGAGGAGGAUGAAGACCAAGGGUCGGGCCGGAUCCGUUUCAAAUCCGAGAGAAAGGAUGGUGGUGUUGUGCGUCUGGCUGACACAAGCACAAAGAGGAGGAAUAUCCCUGAAACAUUAGAACUGUCAGAGAAGGCCAAAAAAGAUCUGAUCGAGUUUGAGCAACAAGAACAGCAGAAGCGGCAAAACCGUUACGGGGGCCGAGGAAGAGGGAACUUUUCCAGUUUUGGAAUGCACAAUUUGAGAGGAGGAAACAGAGGAAGAAUGAAUAACCACAAGUUCCAUCAGAGAGGCAACAUGGGCAUGCAGCAGUCCCCUCGAAUGCCUCUCCUCCUUCUUCCCCAUCAGCAGCCACUGUACUCCCAGCAGCACCACCACCACCCCUCCCGGCCGAGAGGACCUUCCCCCUUUCAGGAGCACGGACGGCCACAUGGCCAGCAGCCCCUCCAACCUCUUAUCCCACCGCACAUGACUCACCGCUCGCCACCUAUACAGCCCCAGAUGGAGCCACCCUCACGACUGAUGGGGUCCCCGCCACCCAGUUUCCCUCAUCAUCAUAACCACCACCACCACCAGCAGCAGCAGCAGCAGCAGCAGCAGCAGCAGCAGCCACCUCAACAGCCCAAAAACAUCCACAUCAACCCCCACUUUAGAGGCUCAGCACCAUCGUCUGUGCAAGUGCCCUUGAUGCCUCCUGCUCCGAGCCAGCCUAGACCUGCUGUGGGUCCUCAAAGGUUCCCGGGGCCGGGAGACUUCCACCAGCACAUGCCAAAUAAUUUUGGUCAGACUCAGCGCCCGCCUCAUCUCAUGGAGCCCUUCAGGAAUCAGUCUCAUCAAGGCCCUCAGGACAGAGAGCCCCUCUUUAUUGGAGAACACACCGAUCCAGCACGCUUUCCCGGGCAGCACUUAUUUGAUCACCUGGGCCCCAACCCGCUGAUGAACACCAAUCUGCAUCAGCAGCAGCAGCAGCAGCAGCAGCACAUACCCGGUCAGGGACACAUAAGCUUCGGCCUUCCAGGUCCUGCAUUUGGCCAGCCUGGCCAGGGCCUACCAGGACUGUUUCCGAGGGAACCGAUAAGACCGGGCCUCCCUUCUCCCCAAGGUCACCAGGGGAUGGUCGCCUUGAAUCAACAAGGACCUCCUCCCAACCAGCCCAGGCCCUUCCUGAGCCCUCGUCAACCCUUCGCUCAGCAGGGGAAUAUUUUCCCCCCACCACAGGCCCAGUUUGGGAUGCAGGGCUUGAUCCACGGACCCCCGCUCCCUCAGCCUCCCCACCAGGACCCCCUGCCCACACAUCAGUCCAUCCACCAACAGCAUCAUAGGCAGGAGCUACUACACCAGCAGCCGCCACAACAGCUAAAUCUCAACGAGCCUCCCCAAUUGCUGCAUCACGGACAGAAUCUCUUUCAUGCGCAGCAUGGCAGUCCGAGACAGGGCAGUCCCCGCCUUCAAAAUCUCCAACAGCGCAACAUGUCCAAUAGACAAAGAAUGAACAAACCUGUUUCCAAGCAAAUGCAAAUGCAUCCUCAGCGCAACAGCAACCUUCGGGAGCUCCCCAUAGCACCUGGCAACACAAACAUGAACAGCACCCGCCCCACCGGCUCCCUUCCCACUAACGUCAGGCCUGUUGCCAAGGCAACACAGGGGGUGCGUCCCGUGCAACAUGCUCACGCCGUGCCUGGCAAUGGCAGAGGAAGAGGCCAGGUCAUUGCCAAGACUCCCUCACAGCCUGGGGCCAUAGGCAGGACUGUGGUUUGCAAAGAAGUCCCAAGCAGCACAGCACCACAGGACCCGGAUGAGGAUGAGGAGACCCGGCUGUACCGUAUGAAGAUUGAGGAACAGAAACGCCUCAGGGAGGAGAUCCUAAAAAAGAAGGAGUUGAGACGGCAGAUGCAAGCCGGCGUCAGGAAGAAGGAGCUCCUGGAGCGGAUCAACACCCAAACGCUAACCCAAAGCCUGGCUCCUUCGCAGAUUCAACCAUCUCAACAAAACCAACCAGCACCCCCCUUAAUACAGCACCCAGCGGUACCGCUAACACAACCACAGCAGCCCCAGGAACAAAGACAGCUGCAACAGCAGAGACCAAGUACACAGCAAUCAUUAAAUCAGCGAAAUAAUCUUAAUCAUAGCAACCCCAAUGGUGCGGCUCCUAUGCAAACGCAUCGUCCCGACGUCAAGUCACGCUUGCAAAUGCUAAAGGGAAAUAACCAGCAACCACAGACUCCCAACCUAUGUCCAGACCAGCAGUGGAGACAGCCCUCACAAAUCCUCCAGCAGCAGCAGAGAAAGCCAGUCGGACAGCAGAAUGCAAACAAACCAGGCAUUCCUAACCAGUUUGCUCAGGUCCCCCUUCAGAGUUUACUCCUGACUCCCCCAUUUGGGCCUGGUCAGCCCCAGGCUCAAGGACUUAAACCCGGGGCUAAAAGAACUGUAAUGCAGCGGGCCAAGCUUGCUGACAGUGAAGGCCAGCAGGUGCCGCAAAAAGUCAGAGUGGUCAAACUUUCAGGCGGGGUGGGGAAGGGAGCGGAGGCCAUAAAUAUCCCAAUGCAGCAGCAGCAGCAGCAGCAAGGCGUCUGGUUGGAAAACCCUGUGAAGCAAGGCGUCCAAAGGAAUGUAACCAUGGGAGGACAGCAACAGCAAGGAGCCGGCCGAGGGGUCAUCGGCCACCUGCAACAGAACAGGGUCAUGGUGUCCGGCCGAGGCAGGGGCGGCUCCCACAUGGGUCGCGGUGGUCCGGUGGCCGCACAGCAAGCCCAGAGGGCCAACGAAAAUCAACGGCGCACUGUCACUAUCGAGGGCCUCUCGUCAUCCACGACUGAUAUGCAACUGCAGAGCCUAUUGAGAUCCAUUGGCCCCAUAGAGAGGUUCACAAUGAUGCCUCAGCAAAGGAAAGCAAUUGCCACCUUUUCAAAUCCUCAGCAUGCAGCGAGCUUCCAAAUGAGCUUCCACAGGCACAUGAUCGAUUUGUCCCACAUUGACGUGAAGCUGAUCGACGGAUGAGGAGCACACUAAUGAGAAGAGGUCCGAUUUCCGCAGCCCUCCCCUCCGCACCUCCGGCCUCGCUGUAGGCUCCUCCGCCGCCACUGGUUCAGGGUCAGUCAGCCAUCCUUUGUGCUCGGAGGCGGCGUCAUUCACCUUGUAACAACAAUGAGACUCGCAGCAUGCUCAACAACACCCACCGAUGUGCAAAAGCAGAGAAUCAACACUUGAAGUCUAGUUUGUGUACGUCACACUUGGACGCUAAGUAUGUCUUCUCCUGGGAUAAUGGUUGCUCCCCUCCACGUCAACAUACUUUACAAAAGCAAGGGAGUGAAACAGCGUGCAGAUGUAGUGAGCCGUUUUUCUCUGUAGAGGGCAGCAUUUAAUCACGGAUGCCGGUGAUGUUUUCUGUGGGCAAUGGCGCUCCCAAGUGGACAAGUGGGGACACUGGAAUUAAGGGGACGUGUCUCGCAUGUGGCACUUUAUGCUUUUGUCUUGGUUCUGGUAGUGGAUUUAGGGAGUAACAAUAGUUCCUACUUAUACUGUCUUUGAGUACAGUUUUUGUAUGUUUUAUUUGUCUGAGAAGGAAUAGUUGGAUAAAGGUUUUUUAUUAGGCAGCGCUGCAUUUUUGGUUUUGGACUGAGGCUUUGUUUUCAUGAUAUUAGUAUGAAUAUAUACUAAUGGUUAAAGGGGUGCUUGUCUCCUGUAUAUAUACAAAGGAUCGCUCCUCUCUUUAUUUAGUCCAAGGUCUGAGCAUUACUUUUAUGGAUUUUGUGGGUAGAAAAAGGACCUCCAUCAGGAUUCUUUGAAGGCUCUUCAAGUGUGAACGAAAAGUCAACUUGAUGCACUUUUUAAUUUGCUCUGGCAAAACUUACAAACCCAAAUUCCAUUUUUUUUAACGUCACACUCAAAUAAUUUAUAAUUAAGCAAUGAAUGUCUCAUUCUAAUAGCAGUCAACCUCAGUUUUCUUUGCGUAGAAGGUGAGGGGGCAACCAUUAUCUGUGUAGAAAUGUUGUACAUAAUCACUAUUUACCCCACAAGCGUUGGUUUGGAGCUAACUCAGGCGGUGACAUUUUUUUAUUAUCCAAGCAGAAGGUCCAGGCAUAAAUUAGUUUCACUGUUAGCUUGUGUCAAAGUGGCGGACAAAAAAACAUAUUUGUGUUGACGAGACAAAACCUCUUGAGGGAAAAUAAAAAAUAUGGCCAAUAUAGCCGUGAACCCGCGGGUAUGUGAAGCCUGUUGAACUGUA
Messenger RNA from Nerophis ophidion (straightnose pipefish), 5063 nucleotides. It is a transcript of the gene rbm33a, whose product is annotated as RNA binding motif protein 33a. Lineage: Eukaryota; Metazoa; Chordata; Actinopteri; Syngnathiformes; Syngnathidae. The coding region runs from base 215 to 3835 and encodes 1206 amino acids. Gene Ontology annotation, molecular function: RNA binding. The record is from RefSeq and is a predicted model, not a curated record. The transcript is spliced from 19 exons.